AUGAACUCAUCACGACUCUUCCCUAAUAUGUCACUUUUCUCGACGCCCCAGGUCCGCUGGUCUGAGCCCGAGCUAUCCAUAGAUAGCUAUCGUGGUAUGAAAAAAGGAAAACUCCAUUGCUGGGAUGCCACAGGUCCCGCUAGAGAUGCAUUUGAACAAGUCAGACAGCAAAUUAUUGACCGUCUUAAUGGCGCGAGAAUUCAGGUUCCCAGCUCAAGCAUGAUUAUGGUCGACGUCUUUAUGAUUGGUAAAGACCAAGCUAGAUCAAGGCCCUACAUUAUGUUCUCGUGCAGGCACCGCGAAUCACGAAAGGCCGCUGUCGCCGCUAUCAAAGAGUCGAAUAUUCUCGAUCAGUGUCCGCCGGGAAUGCUUCUCGGUGACUGGGACUAUCCUCCACACCUUAUAAAUGUGCGGCCGCUUGCCUCUUCGAAGGUGAAGUCAAGCAUCUUCAUCAAUGCUGUCGAGCUUGAUGAUGAGGUUACAAAGUCGUAUAGGUGCAGGGCCUACCCUGUACUCGACCUCAAGUCAGGGAAGAUCAGGGCAUUACGACUGGCCACACAAAAUGAGUCGACAAACCACGGAAGUCCCUGCAUGGCAACUAUUGGAAGUGUUAUCAAACUUCAUGGUAAAAAGUACUAUCUGGUUCCGGUACAUGUUUUUAAUGCAACUACUCCAGAUGUGAUGUCUGAAGAGAAGAGCUUGUCCGAGAAUAGUGAAUGCGAUAUAGACGAAUUCGACAGUGACGACGAAAGCUUUUCAGAUGGCCAAGAUGAGGCCGAUUUCAUGAGCCGACAUAGCGCUAGUGCUGAGUCUAGCGAUAUAGAAGAAGAGUGGGACCUUGACUCUGAGGAAACAAUACUGGGGAUGGACGACGAGAGCAUUUCGACAGAUCUACCCGUUCUUUCCAAGGACACUAUUGGCCAGCUCGAUGGUAGAUCUGUCAAUGUGACAGCCAUAACGGGCUCAGGCAUUAUCCUCAGAGGCAUACUUUCAGGCCGAAAAUCAUGCAUCCGAUUGCCAAACGCCGCAAACUUCGUUGAAGUCCUGUCUGCUCAGUUUGAAGACUCGCUUGAACCUGGUGUAUGUGGCUCGAUAGUUCGAGAUGCAAAUACCGGAAAGAUAUAUGGGCACCUAGUCGCCGGUGACACAGAAUCUCAAUUCGCUUUCAUCGUUCAAGCGGCCGAUGUCUUGGAUGAUGUUAUGACCAGACUGCCUGAUCCUGAGGCAGUUUCGACAUAUGACAAACAAAUACCUGCUCCUUCUUCAGUUUCGCACGAGCCCUUGGUCGAGUCAACGGCUCAGCACAAUGAUGCAUAUUGGUUUGGGCACUCACCUUCCAUCUUUCAGGUCGAAGAAACGUUGGCUUCAGAUACCUCGCUUGAUGGGCGAUCUGUGGGAGAUUCAUCCUCUCUAGACAUCUCACUCGAUGGCCUAAGCCUCACCGAUGAUGGUUGCGACCCUUUACUCGGUGGUACAUGGCAUGUAUCAUCAAGUCAUUGCAUUAGGAAGGGAUCACUGCAAGAGCCGGUAACCGACUCGGUUGAGAGUACCAAGAAAAGAAGAAUCGACUUGGAAGAGGUCAGAAACGACCCAUGUGCCCAACCAGAGGACUUUGGAGAGUCGCGACAGGCGAUCGGGCUUAAUCAUCCCGGUUCUCACUUUGGUUUGAGUAUAGAAGAUGUGAUCCAUGCAUUCGGCUGUUCAGCCUCCAUAUCAGGGGCCUUUUCCCAGAGUUCACCUCGCUGGGAUCUCGAUCCCACUCCACAAAACUACGAAAUGACCCAAAAUCCAAAGUGUGGGAUGAGUCCAAGGAGCUUUAGAGACUUCUCUCCCACGUGCCUGGAAUCCACAAUUCAACCCCCUUGGAACCAUUACGAGAACUCGCUACCCAUACAUGAUAGGAGGAAUCACCACUGGAUUUUGGAGGAGUGGAGAUACAUUUCGGAUGCUUUGAAAAGUUUACAUGAACAGCCUCAGCGGACCUUCGCCAGGCUGCAAGGGGAACACGACUUUCUGACUCGUAACACUGUGGCUCCGCUCGUGUCUCUCACAUCGGCUGAAUGGAUACCACUGACCACAUUUGGCUAUGAUCAUGAAGUCCUCGUCGACAGCGUGUCCCUUGUCACCGCAGAGACAACAUCUGUUCCCACAUACGGUCACGCCCUGCGUCUAAUCGCCAUGAAUAUGGACCCUGUUGCCACUGCCAUUUCUCAGCCAAAGGUCUUAGAUCUCGACUAG
This is a messenger RNA of Penicillium cosmopolitanum, 2238 nucleotides long. RefSeq lists its product as uncharacterized. Bases 1 to 2238 code for a protein of 745 amino acids. Lineage: Eukaryota; Fungi; Ascomycota; Eurotiomycetes; Eurotiales; Aspergillaceae. The record is from RefSeq and is a predicted model, not a curated record. The transcript is spliced from 3 exons.